Culex quinquefasciatus (southern house mosquito) is the source of this 4173-nucleotide messenger RNA. RefSeq names its product xanthine dehydrogenase/oxidase. The transcript is spliced from 6 exons. NCBI's taxonomy places the organism in Eukaryota, Metazoa, Arthropoda, Insecta, Diptera, Culicidae. Bases 164 to 3964 code for a protein of 1266 amino acids. Gene Ontology annotation, molecular function: 2 iron, 2 sulfur cluster binding; iron ion binding; oxidoreductase activity. The record is from RefSeq and is a predicted model, not a curated record.
AGUCGUAGUGAGAAGACGCUUUUCGUUUUGAUUUCCGCAACAUUUCUGUUAUGCAAACAUAAAUUUAAAUUACAGUGAGCAGCUGAGAAAAGCGAAUUGUGGGCGAUUGAGGAAAAUUAGCUUUUUCGCGUUUGAGUUGGCAAAGAUUGAAAAAUUGUAAACAAUGGAGGUGAUGUUUACAAUUAACGGAAAGACUUUUAAUGUCGACCCGAAGAUCGUCCCGAUUGACACGUCGCUGAAUAGCUUCAUCCGCAACCAUGCCCACCUCACCGGGACAAAGUUCAUGUGUCUGGAGGGAGGUUGUGGAGCUUGCGUCGUCAACGUGAACGGAAUCCAUCCGGUCACGAAGCAGAAGUCAUCAUGGGCUGUGAACUCGUGUCUUUUCCCGGUACUAUCCUGCCACGGUCUGGAUAUCUUAACGGUCGAAGGAAUUGGAGACAAGCAAGAUGGCUACCAUCCGACCCAGAAGCUUCUGGCGCACUUCAACGGAUCCCAGUGCGGGUUCUGCUCACCGGGCAUGGUCAUGAACAUGUACAGCUUGCUGGAGUCCAAGAACGGUCAGGUGACCAUGGCCGAGGUCGAGAACGCUUUCGGAGGAAACAUCUGCCGUUGUACCGGAUAUCGACCGAUUCUGGACGCGUUCAAAUCGCUGGCUGUUGACGCUGAGCCUCGUCUCAAGGAGGCGUGCCGAGAUAUUGAGGACUUGACCAAGAUUUGUCCCAAAACUGGAUCGGCGUGUGCUGGCAAGUGUUCCGUGGCAGAAAAGAUCAACGACAAGAAGGUAGUCCAUCUUAGCUUUGCCGAGGACAAAGAGUGGCACAAGGUCUACAACAUCAGCGAUGUGUUUGCCAUCUUUGAGAAAAUCAAAACGAAGCCGUACAUGCUCGUCGCUGGCAACACUGCCCACGGUGUCUACCGUAGAAGCGAUGACUUGCAGGUUUUCAUCGAUGUCACUUCAAUCGAAGAGCUGCGAUCGCACUCCAUGGGGAACAACUUGACCGUUGGGGCGAAUGUCUCGCUUACCGAGCUUAUGACCAUUCUGACGGAUGUCGCAGCAAAGAGUCCGAAUUUUGGCUACUGUGCGGAGCUCGUUAAGCAUAUUGACCUGAUUGCCAAUGACCCCGUACGCAACACCGGAACAAUCGCUGGAAAUUUGUGCAUCAAGAAUCAGCACAACGAGUUCCCUUCGGAUUUGUACUUGAUCCUGGAGGCCGUUGGAGCUCAGUUGACUAUCAUGAAAUCCUGUGGCAAGACCAGAACCAUUUCUCCAGCUCAAUUUGUGUCCAAAUACAUGAAGAAAAAGUUGGUUCUCAACGUUGUUCUACCACCGCUGGAUCCCAAAGUAUUCGUCUUCCGCUCGUUCAAAAUCAUGCCGAGAGCACAAAACGCCCACGCGUACGUCAACGGUGCGUUCAUGAUCAAGUACAACGCGAAUAAGGCAUCCGUUAAGUCUGCUUCACUUUGCUUUGGCGGAAUCAAUCCUAAGUUCACGCACGCCACUCAAACUGAAAAGUUCCUCGCCGGCAAAAACCUGUUCUCCAACGACGUCUUCCAAAGGGCUCUCAAAACGCUGUCCAACGAGCUCAACCCGGACUGGGUCCUUCCGGACGCAUCCCCCGAAUACCGCAAGAACCUUGCCCUCUCACUGUUUUACAAGUUCGUACUCAACAUCGCCUCCGAAGACAACGCGUCCAUCAAGUCCCAGUACAAAUCCGGUGGCUCGGUCCUUGAGCGACCGGUUUCUACCGCCUCACAGCGAUUCGACACGUACAAGGAAAACUGGCCCCUCACCAAGAACAUUCCCAAGAUUGAAGGUUUGGCGCAGACGUCCGGCGAGGCUCAGUACACCAACGAUAUUCCGGCACGACCUAACGAGCUGCAUGCAGCGUUUGUGCUGGCCACCAAAGCUCACGCCAAGAUCGAGAAGAUUGACGCUUCGGAAGCUUUGAAGCAAGCUGGAGUUGUGGCGUUCUUCUCCGCAAAGGACAUUCCCGGAGCGAACAACUUUAUGUACUUCCCCAACUAUAUGGGAUCGGAUAUCGAGGAGGUCUUCUGUAGCGAUCGCGUAGCCUAUCACGGUCAACCUGUAGGCAUGAUCGUGGCGGAAUCGUUCGCUUUGGCCAAUCGGGUCGUUAAACUUGUGAAGGUGUCGUAUGGAGAGCCUAACUCUAGAGUGUACCCAACAGUGCAGGAUGUUCUUCAAGCCAAGGUCGCUGAUCGUAUCAAGGAAAUGCCGUACAGCAAGCUUGGAGCAAGUUACGAGGCCGCUCCGGAAGGGGACAUGAAAGUGAAAGGUCACUUCGAGAUUGGAGGUCAGUACCAUUACUACAUGGAAACGCAAUGUUGCGUGUGCAUCCCAAUCGAGGACGGUAUGGACGUGUACUCGGCGACUCAGUGGGUGGAUUUGACCCAGAUGGCAAUUGCCAAGAUGCUGAAGGUUCCCCAGAACAGCUUGAACCUGUACGUUCGCCGGCUGGGAGGUGCCUACGGUGGAAAGGGAACACGAGCUACGAUGAUCGCGUGUGCUUGUGCACUGGCCGCCCACUUUACGAAGAGACCAGUUCGAUUUGUGAUGACCUUGGAGGCCAACAUGGAGGCAAUUGGUAAACGAUACCCGCUCGUUUCCGAUUACGAGGUUGAUAUAACCAAGGAGGGCAAGAUCACCAAGCUGUUCAACGAAUACGUUCAUGAUUUUGGAUCGAACUUCAACGAAGGCAUGUUCCAUGCCGGUACGUUCUUCACCAAUUGCUACGAUGAUACCGUUUUUAAGACAGUGGCCAAGGGAGUAAAAACGGAUUGCGCCAGCAACACCUUUUGUCGUGCUCCGGGAACUACCGAAGGAAUUGCAAUGAUUGAAACCAUUAUGGAGCACGUGGCAUUCGCUACCGGGCUUGAUCCGUUGGAAGUCCGCAUGGCAAACAUGCCAAAAGACCUGAAGAUGUUGGAGCUGAUGCCGCAGUUCCGAGCUGACGUUGAAUACGAUGCUAGAAAGAAGGAAAUCGAACAGUUCAACGCGGAACAUCGUUGGCGCAAACGAGGCAUUGCCAUUGUUCCGAUGCGGUAUCCUUUGGGCUACUUUGGAUCGGUGAGCGCUAUUGUAAGCAUCUACCAUGAUGAUGGUACCGUUGCGAUUUCUCACGGAGGUAUCGAAAUGGGACAGGGCAUGAAUACCAAGGUGUCACAAGUAGCUGCGUACACGCUUGGCAUUCCGAUUGAGAAGAUUUCCAUCAAACCAACCAACACACUUACUUCACCGAAUGCUAUCAUCACUGGAGGAAGCAGGGCCAGCGAGACUGUCUCCUAUGCGGUCAAACGUGCCUGCGAGUUGAUCCUGGAGCGCAUGCAACCAAUCAAGGAAGAGAACAAGAACGAUCCGUGGGAAACCCUGGUCGAAAAGUGUCACACCAAGAACGUCGACCUGUGUGCCACCUACAUGGUCAAGGCUUCCGACCUCGUCCCGUACAUCAUCUGGGGUCUCAGCUGUUCCGAGGUCGAGCUCGACGUCCUCACCGGAAACGUUCAACUCCGCCGCGUUGACAUCCUCGAGGACGUCGGCGAAAGCCUUAGCCCCGGAAUCGACGUCGGCCAGAUCGAGGGCGCGUUCGUAAUGGGCCUCGGAUACUACCUAACCGAAGCGCUAGUAUUCGAUCCGAAGGAUGGUGCCCUGCUGACGAACCGCACCUGGACGUACAAACCCCCGGGUGCCAAAGACAUUCCGGUGGACUUCCGCAUCCGGUUUCUGCAGGGUAGCUCCAACCAGACGGGAGUGCUGCGCUCCAAGGCUACCGGUGAGCCGGCGAUGAACAUGACCAUUUCGAUUAUUUUUGCCCUGCGGCACGCAUUGAUGGCCGCCCGGAAGGAUGCUGGGUUGGCGCGGGAGUGGAUUGCUCUGGGGGCGCCGUCGACGCCGGACCAGAUUUUGGCGCUGGCUGGGAAUAGCAUUGAGCAGUUUAAGCUGUGUUGAUGGGUUAAACCGUGUAAUGUAUUGCAGACUAGUUUUUAGUGUGUAGCUUUUAAACGUAAUGAAAUAAGUUAACGGUGUAUGGUUUAAUAAAUACAAUUUCAAAUUUUCAUGUUACAUUUUUCCAACUUGCAAAGCCCAAUGCUUAAUUUUUUAGCUAUUUUUAUAUGUUACGGUUUGUUACGAAGGUUACUUUAUAAGAUAACGCUCCC